AAGCCCCAAUUCCAACUUUCUGGAAUUCGCUUCGGGUCACUUGUGGUGGGCUCUCUAGCGACCCUGUGUCCGGAGCAGCCUCGGCUCCCGGCGGGCCUUGAUACGAUGAUAUUACUUAAUUUCAAGUCACUUAUGAGACGUUAAUUCUUCUAAAGAUGAAAAACCUUGUGCAGUCAUUCCUGGGAGCCUGAUGCUAUUGCUGAUGGAAGAAGCCAAGGUUGCCAACAGUAUAUUUGCCGGUCCUGAGUGUCAACCCCACUUGUGUGGUUCUUAACCAUGGAAGGUGCUUCGGCGGUACAGGAUGGUCUCUCUGAGGAAGGAUCAAGCAGUGUCUCCUCAACUUGCCUUGAGAGCUCCACAGAGCCUCCAGGCUCACAGAUGCUGCCUGCCUCAAGAGAGGGAGCUCAAUGUGCUGAUGAUGAGGUGAACAGAGCUUCCGCUGAAGGAGAAAGUAGGGAUAUACCUGACAAGGGGAACACCUGGCAGAAUGGGCCAACAUCACCGUUCCCAGACUCUCCAUCUCCUAGUCCCACCACAAGCCCAGUGGGUCCUGAUGCCUCUUCAGGUGUGGCUGGUUUCCAUGACAACCUAAGGAAGUCUCAGGGACCUAGUGCUGAGGGCAGUGUUAGAAAAGAAGCUUUGCAGUCUCUCAGACUCAGUCUUCCUAUGCAAGAAACGCAACUGUGUUCAACAGAGGCUUCCCUGCCACUAGAGAAGGAGGAACAGGUUCGCCUUCAGGCUCGGAAACGACUAGAAGAACAGCUCAGGCAGUAUCGGGUGAAACGCCAUCAGGAACGAUCUAAUCAACCUGCAACUAAAUCAAGACUUUUUAGCACACUUGAUCCUGAACUUAUGUUGAACCCAGAAACCUUGCCAAGAGCCAGUGCUGUGGCUAUGACAAAAGAAUACUCUUUCCUGCGCACUAAUGUCCCUCGGGGCCCAAAGGUGGGUAGCUUAGGGCUCCUGGCACACUCUAAAGAGAAGAAAAGUUCCAAGUUAAGCAAAAUUCGGUCUCUGGCUGAUUAUAAAACUGAAGACUCAGACAUUGGGAAUUCUGUUGUCCCAGCUGUGGACUCCGCAAGGGUUUCCCUGAAGCAGCACCGGAGUGGGGCCGCAUCAGUUGUAUCUGAGAUCAGCCUGUGUCCGGAGACAGAGGAGCGCCUGGAGGGCUUGUCAGUCUUGGGAGACACUGCAUCUGAGGCGGAUGGGAAUGAGAGUGACAGCUCCUCCUACAGCAGUGUUUCUGCCCAAGGCACACAUGGCCUUCCGACAAACCCUGUGGAUGUGAGAGAAGCCUCCUAUGUGAUCAAUGGCCAGGAGAUAGCUGCUGGUGCACUGGGUCAGUUCCCCUCCAUCACAGAUGUUCUUCAAGCUGCAGCAGCCGAAUACCGGCACCAACAGCAAGAGGUCAAUGGGGAGACCCGGAGCCGGACAGACAGCAUUUGCAGCAGUGUGUCCUUGGAAAGCUCUGUUGCUGAGACACAGGAUGAAAUGUUGCAGAUUCGCAAAGAAAAGAUGAGACUGGAAGGACAGCUAGAAGCUCUGUCAUUAGAGGCCAGCCAGGCCCUGAAAGAAAAGACGGAGUUGCAGGCACAACUGGCUGCCCUGAACAUGAAGCUACAGGCACAGGUAGAGCAUAGCCACAGCAGCCAGCAGAAACAGGACUCUCUCAGUUCUGAGGUGGACACCUUGAAAAAGUCCUGCUGGGACCUGGAGCGAGCAAUGACAGAUCUGCAGAACCUGCUAGAAGCCAAGAACGCCAGCCUGGCCUCUUCCAACAGUGACCUUCAGGUGGCAGAGGAACAGUACCAAAGACUCAUGGCCAAAGUUGAAGAAAUGCAGAGCAGCAUUCGCAAGAAGGACAAUACAGUAUAUGACCUGCGACAGCAGAUGGCUUCCUUGCAGAACCAGCUGCAGCAUGUACAGCUGGAGCGAAGCACCCUGAGCAGCAAACUAAAGGCGUCCCAGGCGGAGAUCUCGUCGUUGCAGAGUGUCCGGCAGUGGUACCAACAGCAGCUCACCCUGGCUCAAGAGGCCCGUGUGAGGUUGCAGGGGGAAAUGGCUCACAUCCAGGUUGGACAGAUGACUCAAGCAGGCCUCUUGGAGCACCUGAAACUUGAGAACGUGACCCUGUCCCAUCAGCUUACAGAGACCCAGCAAAAGUCCAUAAAGGAAAAGGAACGCAUUGCUGUCCAGCUCCAAGGCAUUGAGGCUGACAUGUUGGACCAGGAAGCUGCCUUUGUGCAGAUUCAAGAGGCAAAGACCAUGGUGGAGAAGGACUUGCAGAAGAGGUUGGAGGAGUUCGAGGAUGAGAAGGAGCAACUGCAGAAGCUCGCCACCUCAGCAGCAGCCCUGGAGCAGCAAUUAGAGCAGGUGAAAUUGACUUUGCAUCAGCGAGACCAACAACUUGAGGCUUUGCAGCAAGAGCACUUGAACUUGCUGCAUCAGUUCACCUUGACACAGGAGACUCUGCAAACGCGGGAGCAGUCCUUGGGUGACCUGCAGACACACUAUGAUGAGCUGCAGGUCAGGCUGGAGGAGCUGCAGGGGGAGGCCACUUCCAGGGAUGACACCAUCCGCUUCUUGCAAAAUGAGAAGAUUGUCUUGGAGGUGGCUCUGCAGGCAGCCAAGAGUAGCAGGGAGGAGUUUGAUAGUGGAGUAAAACAUUUGGAAGAAGGUACCAAGGAAACAUCGGAAAUUUUAGAGCAGUUGAGACAAGAAUUAGCCAUCAAAUCAAACCAGGUGGAUCACCUGCAGGAAGAAAGUUCCACUUUGAAAAAACAGAUGCAGAAAAUAAAGGAACAAUUUCUUCAACAGAAGGUGAUGGUGGAGGCUUACCGGCGGGACACUACCUCCAAAGAAAAGCUCAUCAGCGAACUGAAAACCACAAAGAAGAAACUAGACUCGGAGGUGAAAGAGCUGAGGCAGGAGUUGAUGAGAGUUCAGGGGGAAAAGAAAUCUGUGGAGGUGGAGCAGUCACGUCUGCAGAAGGAAGUGUCACAGGUCCGUCAACAGAUGGAGGACCUCGAAGGGCAUCUCCAGUCAGCACAGAAGGAGCGUGAUGCCUUGGAGGUGCACUUACAGUCUUUGCAGUUCGAUAAAGAGCAGAUGCUUGCUCUCUCAGAGGCUAAUGAGGUGCUCAAGAAACAAAUAGAGGAGCUACAGCAAGAAGCCAAGAAGGCUAUCUCUGAACAGAAGCAGAAGAUGAAAGUGCUGGGCUUGGACCUCAGCAGUGCUCAGAAGGAGAUGAAAACUAAGCACAAGGCCUAUGAGAAUGCAGUGGGCAUCCUCAGUCGUCGCCUGCAGGAGGCCCUGACAGCCAAGGAGUCAGCAGAGGCAGAGCUGAGCCAACUGAGGGCCCAGGGUGUCAGCAAUGGUAACAGCGUCACUUUGCAUGAGAGGAUUCAGGCCCUGGAGGUAGAGCUGCAGACCCUUGGCCACAGCAAGAUGAUGUUGGAGAAGGAGCUGCAGGAGGUCAUUUCGAUGACCACCCAGGAGCUUGAGGAGCAACGGGAGAAGGUGCUAGAGUUGGAAGAUGAGCUUCAGGAGUCCAGAGGUUUUAGAAGGAAGAUAAAGCGCCUGGAGGAGUCAAACAAGAAACUGGCUCUUGAGUUAGAGCACGAGAAAGGGAAGGUCGCAGGGCUCAGCCAGUCCAGUUCAGCUCUGCGGGAACACAACAGCAUCUUAGAAUCUGCCCUGGCCCAACGGGAGGCAGACCUGGUCCAGUUGAAUCUUCAGGUUCAGGCAGUUCUGCAACGCAAGGAGGAGGAGGAUCGCCAUAUGAAGCAGAUCAUCCAGACCUUAGAAGCAGCCUUGGAGAAAGAGAAGAUGACUGUAAGCAACCUCAAGGAGCAGGUCGCUGCUGCCAAGUUGGAUGCGGGACAUAAUCGCCGCCACUUUAAGGCCGCUGCCUUGGAGCUGAGUGAGGUGAAGAAGGAGCUUCAGGCCAAGGAGCACCUGGUACAGAAGCUGCAGGAGGAGGCAGAGGGUCUCCGGUCUCAGGAAGAGAGUCAUUCUCAAGAAGUUGCACAGUUCCAGGCAGAGCUUGCAGAGGCCCGCACUCAGCUCCAGCUCCUGCAGAAACAGCUAGAUGAGCAGCUGAGCAAGACACCCUUGGGGAACCAAGAGAUGGAAAAUCUCAAAUGGGAAGUGGAUCAGAAAGAGAGAGAGAUUCAGUCCUUGAAGCAGCAGCUGGACUCGACUGAGCAGCAGAACCAAAAGGAACUGGAUGGACUCCAACAAUUACUGCAGAAUAUUAAAUCUGAGUUGGAAGUGGUACGGGAAGAUCUGUCCAUAACGCAGAAGGAUAAAUUUAUGCUUCAAGCAAAAGUGUCAGAGCUCAAGAACAGCAUGAAGACUCUGCUUCAGCAGAACCAGCAGCUGCAUGGGGACUUGCGACGCAACAUGGCCAAGACGAGGAAGGACUUGAAAGGCGAGGCCAGCUCUUCCAGCCCUGUGACUCCAGUGAAGAUUCCUGACUGCCCAGUGCCAGCCUCACUGCUGGAGGAGUUACUCAGGCCCCCACCUGCCGUGAGCAAGGAACCCCUCAAGAAUCUCAACAAUUGUCUCCAGCAACUGAAGCAGGAAAUGGACAGCCUGCAGCGCCAGAUGGAGGCCCACACCGUCACCGUGCAUGAAUCACUGUCCUCGUGGACUCAGGGGGGCCCUGCCACCAGUCCCACUCCCCCGGGAGACCAUGCCAACCCCAGGGGAGAUACAGAGAAACACAGCCAGAACAGAGCCUCCAGAGAAGGACUGGCAACUGUGGCUGCUGAGCACCCCCACCUAAGCAUCGUUGACACCUAGAGGAAUGUUCUUGCGUCCAUCAUUUUUACUGAACUGUGCACUCUGUCUUUCUAAGAGAUAAAAUAAUGUUCUGCAUUUGCCUUUAUAAGGAGUGAAAGAACAAGAGAGCCAGAGGUUAGAGAAAUAGUCACUUGCAAAUCACAGCUAAUUUUUCCCAUGAAAUGACCAAAUCUUUAAGACCUAUUUUAGACAUGAUUUAAAAAAAAAAUGCUAAGUGUCUGAGGGUUGUUUGCCUAGGAGUUAUCUUGAGUGGCAGUGGACCCUGCUCUCUGUGGGGGAACCCUUGUGGAUUCAGGUUGCCAUGUUCCUGUUCUAUUCUGUAAGAGCUUUCCUUCACCCUGGAAAGAAACUUUCGUUACACAUUUGGUUAUUGUUUUUGCAUUUUCCUGUAGUCAUCCCACCGGAGGAUGCAUGUAGAAGUAUAGAGAAUUGCCGUCCAAUCACUAAAAAGCAAAUGUUUUUGUUAUUUAAGAAUUACCCGAAUUGUCUUUCUACUGAUAGCCUUUUGAAAAUCUGCUUUCAGGAAAUACUGUUCAUUGUUCAGAGAUUUUAGUCAGAAAAUUGUAUUUUAAGCAAUAUAAUUAUCUUUACUUUCUAAAGCCAAAUCUUGGACAGGAAGGUUGUUUGGUUUCACUUUAUUUUUGAGGGUUCUUUUCCUUGCUAGGUGACUGUGCCCACUAGUUCCCUAGGCUCUGCAUGGCCUCACAGCCCUUGGAUUACCCACAGGCAGCUCUGCCAGCCACCAGGACAACCACAGAGCGGGGCAGUGUGGGAAAGGCUAUGGGAGAGGAGUCUGCAAAGAGGUCCAUGCCCUACUCAGGCCCAUUUGGUCAUCAGGGAGCAUUCUUAGCUGUGCUGGUGACAUGGCCUUCAGAAGGGUUAAAAGGCUUUAGCCUCACACCUGGCUAGGUGUCUUCUGAGUGCCUUGUGUGACAUUAGACACCUUAUGUACACAUUGAUCAGUGUACUUUUUCUACCUAAAACACUUAAAUGCUACAGAAACUGGCUGUAUGGAUUCUUCCCCUGUUUUGCUGAGUAAGAAAGUCUACAAAUCUAUUUAUUGUUUAAGUGUGAGGAGAGAGAAUGAGUCUGUGUGGGUUUCUGUGUGGCGCAACUGUAUUGGUCUGAAGAUGAAGUUUGAAGUGUCACUGAUUGGGCUAGAUACAUGUGUCCAUACAGUACUUAUCUCUUGUGGAGAAGACAGUAUGGUAUUUGUAAAUUAUGGUCUCUUACUGCUGGUAGGUUGUUUCAUAAGGUUAAGGUAUAUUGACCACAAAAAUAUCUAAUGUUUAAAAACUUUCCUAGCAAAUAUUGGAACAGCUAAAAAAAUAUAUAUAUAUACAUAUAUAUAUAUCAUUUGUACAGGGUUCAUCUUGGACUGAUACUUGAAAGCCUAGUUUUAAAUAUAUCCUAUGUUUCAUCUCUAGAAAUCAUUUUUGGAAAAAAUUGUACCAUUGGAAAAGAAAAAUGGUAACUUAAUCUUUUAUUUAUUUUGGUUGCAUUAGUCUUUGAUUUUAAAACCAAGAAAUAUCUCUUAGCCUCAUUCUGUACCUGCUUCUUUAACCCUCACUUGUAACAUCUUCAGUGAGUGCUGUUCAGUGUUUUGUUUUUUUCUCAUAGGAAAAGAUAAAGUAAUUCAGAAUAUAUUCAUCAAGGGAAAGCAAGCCUCUGUUCCUCACCAGUUUCUUCCUUUGCUUAGUAUUCGAUGGGUGCAUUUGUGCAUAUGUGUAUGAGAUCUGUGCGUACGCUAUGUGCAUAUGUUCUGAGUGUAUGGGUGCUGUGUGUGUACAUGUGCAUGCAUGUACCUGUGUGCCUUGUGCAUGAAUGCGUGUAUCACGAGGGUAAGUACACACAUGCAUGUGCGCCGCAUAUGUGUGUGCAUACAUGCCUCUUCGUUUCCUGUUCUGAGUUCAUGCUCCCCUGCACCUCCCCGCCCCUCCCAUUCCAGCCUCAUUAUGGGUCUCCAUCUCUUACAUGAGCACCUGGUCUGCAUCUGGUGGUCACAUUGCUCUGGUACUGUGUGUUCUUUGUGCUUUCAUGCAUGGCUCAUGGUUUCUGUUUACAGGCUUCUCAUGCCACCUUUCAGCUUCCUUAACAAGGACUGAAUUUGUUUUGAUUCCCCCCAAUCUCCCAUUUCCAAGGGAUUUUAUUGGCACUGGUAUGUCCUAGAGCUAGAUUCUUCAUUGCAAAGCAUUUAGGAUAUACUAUUUUUGUUGGCAAAAUUGGGAAUUAGGAAUUUACCAAGUAGAAUAACAGAUAAGUCUGGAAAUUUAUAAAAAUGGAUUUGCCAUUGCUUUGCUUUUGUGGCAGUUUGUCUCAUCAGUGUUGAAUGUCAUGUCCUCCUUGCAAAGAAAGUUGACUUGGGCACUUUGUAAAGUCAUUACUUGUUUAUCUUGAGUUUUCAUCCCCUCAAAAUGUAUUGCGUUGUGGUUACUGAUUUUUUCACAGUACACAGCAGAUGCCACAGUUCUUGUACAUUUAUACAGCUUCAUUCUUCUAUUGCAAAGACAUCUUAGGCACCAUUUUUUAUAAGAGAUAGCACUGUCUCUUGUUCUGGCCUGGCAUCAGUGACAGGCUGACCCUCUGGGAAGACACAUUGGCAUAUUCCAAUUAGGAAAUAGUGUAGUGACUUUUUUUGGAAUAGAGAUAUGGAAACGGCCAUGGGCCUGCAAAAUUACCAUUACAUUCCUACUUCCACAAAUAUAUAUUUUU
This is a messenger RNA of Sorex fumeus (smoky shrew), 7518 nucleotides long. It is a transcript of the gene GOLGA3, whose product is annotated as golgin A3. The record is from RefSeq and is a predicted model, not a curated record. The transcript has 24 exons. NCBI's taxonomy places the organism in Eukaryota, Metazoa, Chordata, Mammalia, Eulipotyphla, Soricidae. The coding region runs from base 277 to 4806 and encodes 1509 amino acids.